Messenger RNA from Parnassius apollo (apollo), 1287 nucleotides. The record is from the annotation of a GenBank genome assembly. NCBI's taxonomy places the organism in Eukaryota, Metazoa, Arthropoda, Insecta, Lepidoptera, Papilionidae.
AUGAACAAAACACCCGGCUACACAACAUACCAAUUUCCUCAUAACCGUCAUGUAAAGGCUAGCAUUCUGAUUAAAGAAGGUCUUGGCAGCUGCCUCGGGAUUUCAAAAUAUUCAACGCCAAAUUUAUGUAUAGUACAGCUCAUCACUUCUGGGAAAAGAAUAUUUCUAACUAGCAUUUACGUAGAGCCUAAAGACGAUGAAAAUGAAACAUUGAACCACUUGGAACAAUUUAUAAUUGAAACAGGAGACGCCAUUCAUAUUAUCGCGGGAGACCUAAAUGGCUGGCACCAACUUUGGGGAUCUCCCACAGCGAAUAAAAGAGGUAAAGAAAUAGUUGAUAUUAUUAUUCCUCACAAUCUUACCAUCAAUAAUACUGGCACAGAUCAUACAUAUGAAACUACAGCGGAUGGAAUUCUACGUGGUUCCAUCGUUGAUCUCACCAUAACUUCAUCCUCAAUCUCGAAUCAUAUUAUUAAUUGGCAAAUAGAUAAUUCUAUAUGUCCCUCCUCUGAUCACCAUGGUAUCAAAUUUGAAUAUUUCCUUAAUAAAAAUCAUAUCCGUCAGAAUAAGAAAAAAUCGACUUACCAAUAUAAUACUAAUAAUUUUAAGCAAUGGGGAAAACUAAGCGAAGCCUUUACCAGAGAAAUUGAACUGACCCAACUUAACAAAAUUGACAUCCUAUCCUUAGAUCCAAAUAACUUACUACACUUUAUUGAUGAAAUAACCGCGUUUAUUCACAAAAUUUGUAAAAAGGAUCUUCCCCACUCUUCUAUUCGUCCUGAGCGCCCUUCUUGGUGGACCGAAGACUUAGAAAAAUUAAAAAGAAAAGUUCUUGACAACCAUCACCUGCUUCAAAAACUUAGUCGAAAACGUCUUCCAAUGAACGAAGCAAUUACAAACAAGACCCAACUCCGAAAGGAAUACGCCGAAGCAAUCAGAAAGGCCUCAACUGGAAACUUCCGUGAAUUCUGCAACAAACAAGCACUGGCAAGGCUGACUCCUAUACACAUUAAAAUUAAUGAACUGGCAAUCAUCGAAACAACGAAACUAACAGGCACAAGCAAAUAUCUUCCAACAGACAUUAGUUUAGACACACCAUCGAAACCAGAAGAACGAUUACAUCCAUCUCGUCGCAAAAUUAUCCAUUACCAAGAAGCCAAUAACGCUCAAGAAGUCAAUCAGAUUCUCCUCGAAAACACUCAUCACAUCUACACAGAUGGUAGUAGACACGACGAAAAGGUUUGGGGGAGCUUUUUGUUGUAUAUUGCCCCAAUGGUAAAAUUAUAA